UUGGUGAAACCUCGGUUUGUCUCCAUUACUUAAAAGCCAUAGCUUCUUCUUUGAGCACCAAAUUUGGUAGGUGUGAUCGAUGGGAAGGGGUAAGAUUGUGAUAAGGAGGAUUGACAAUUCGACGAGCCGCCAAGUGACGUUUUCGAAGCGGAGGAACGGGCUGCUGAAGAAGGCCAAGGAGCUGGCGAUCUUGUGCGACGCGGAGGUCGGAGUUAUGAUCUUCUCCAGCACCGGCAAGCUCUAUGAUUUUGCAAGCACCAGCAUAAAAUCAGUAAUUGAACGAUACAACAAGGCGAAAGAGGAGCACCAUCAAUUUGGGAAUCCGACUUCUGAAAUUAAGUUAUGGCAAAGGGAGGCAGCAAUGUUGAGGCAACAACUUCAAAACUUGCAGGAAAACCAUAGGCAAAUGAUGGGUGAAGAGCUUUCUGGCCUCAGUGUUAAAGAUUUACAGAAUCUGGAGAACCAAUUGGAAAUGAGUAUUCGGGGUGUCCGAAUGAAAAAGGACCAACUUUUAAUGGAUGAAAUACAAGAACUAAACAGAAAGGGGAACCUCAUUCACCAAGAAAAUGUCGAGCUGUAUAAGAAGGUAAACCUAACUCGUCAAGAAAACAUGGAAUUAUACAAGAAGGUUUAUGGAACAAGGGAUGUAAAUGGAGCAAACAGAAAUUCCCUUCUGACAAAUGGUCUAGGUAUUGGAGAGGACUCACAUGGACCUGUCCAACUCCAGCUUAGCCAGCCACAGCAGCAAAACUGCGAGACACCAGCAAGAGCUACAAAGCUGGGACUACAACUACAUUAGCAAAGAGGAUGCAUCAGUUUAGGAAGACGUUACUUGAUUUCUAUCAAGAACAAGGUUGAUGGAUACAAAUUUAUGUUCUAUAAGAGGAAUGUGGUAAAAGAACCGCAGAACAAUCAGAAAAGGACCUUGAUUUAAAAGCAAACAAUGCUUUGAUGUGUGUGUGACAAUCAAAGAAACCAACUACAUAUGUAAAGAUGAGAUUUAUAUAUAAUAAAGAAUAACUGAAUUGCACUUCAGGUGCAAUGCAGCUUUUAAAAUCA
Messenger RNA from Prunus avium (sweet cherry), 1059 nucleotides. NCBI's taxonomy places the organism in Eukaryota, Viridiplantae, Streptophyta, Magnoliopsida, Rosales, Rosaceae. The record is from RefSeq and is a predicted model, not a curated record.